Molecule: messenger RNA, 471 nt
Organism: Plasmodium gonderi
Lineage: Eukaryota; Apicomplexa; Aconoidasida; Haemosporida; Plasmodiidae
Exons: 3
Coding region: 1-471 (156 amino acids)
Source: RefSeq, a predicted model, not a curated record
AUGUGGAUACGGGUACUCCUAAUUACUGUAUUUCCAUUUUUGUGGUACAGUGAUCGAUUUGCUUGGGGCAGAAAAAUAUGCAACGUGUUGCAGUUCGGAUCGUAUGCAUUAUCUAGUAGCAUAGAAAAUAGGAACCACUUUAAAUAUGCAGUAGUAGGAAUAAUAGACCCCUUAGACAAAAACAAAGUGUUAUGGUGUAGACAAAAGAGACACCUGAAAUUCAACUUACGCAUUUUUAAAAAUAUAUAUGACAAGCUCUUUUGCAACAUUAAUGAUUAUGUGUAUUUGGCCAAUGGGGAUCAAUUUAUUUUUCGUAUCUUUCAUAUCAACUUAAAGAACACCAUUAAAUAUAUGCUCAAGUACAAAAUCGUUAGUGCGAACUUGAAGGAUGAGAUUAAAGGUGAUGGAAACAUUUUAUGCUUACAGGAACGGGGAUCCUUGUAUCGAUUUUUAAAUAAUAUUAAUUUAUAG